This is a messenger RNA of Lathyrus oleraceus (garden pea), 615 nucleotides long. Its product is annotated as putative glycine-rich cell wall structural protein 1. The transcript has a single exon. The coding region runs from base 1 to 615 and encodes 204 amino acids. Lineage: Eukaryota; Viridiplantae; Streptophyta; Magnoliopsida; Fabales; Fabaceae. The record is from RefSeq and is a predicted model, not a curated record.
AUGGCUGAGGAGCAUGGUAGCCACGGCAUCUACUACCCCAAAAAAGAUGAAGAUAACGAUCCUAAAACCAAACCUAUAAAUGCUGGUGGCUAUGAUGGUGGAGAUGAUGACUCUGACGACAUAACACCUAGCGGUGGCGGUUACGGAGAUGGCUAUGAUGAUCCUGCUGUCCAAGCAGCCAUUGGUGGUGGUUUUGGUGACUCUGAUACCAAACCUACAACCGGUGGUGGCUACAAUGGUGGCAUUGAUGGCUCUGAUGAUGGCUAUGACGGAGGCUAUGGAGAUGGCUAUGAUGACCCUGCAAUCCAAGCAGCUAUUGGUGGUGGUUCUGGUGACUCUGACACCAAACCUACAACCGGUGGUGGCUACAAUGGUGGCAAUGAUGAGUCUGAUGAUGGCUAUGAUGGCGGCUACGGAGAUGGUUAUGAUGACCCAGCAAUCCAAGCAUCUAUUGGUGGUGGUUAUGAUGGCUCGGACACCAAACCUACAAUUGGUGGUGGAGUUGAUGACUCUGACGACAUAACACCUAGCGGUGGUGGCUACGGAGAUGGCUUCGAUGACCCUGCAAUACAAACAACUACUGGUGGCGGCUAUGGUGGUCCUGAGAAAAAGUAA